UCAGAGUUUUUGGCAAUGGUGAUAGGCACAGCGCUCUCAGAGCCUCCCAAGAUCCACAGAUUCCCUCAACCCAAUUACAUAGACUCCGUCCGGUGGCUUCCCCCAGUCUCCGCCUUGGACCGGUUGGCCGUGAUCGCUGUUUUCGACUCCGAUAAGGACUCUUCCUCUAUAGAAAUCCACUCUUUCACCCAAGACCCAUCACCAAAUCUGACCCUUCAUUCGCAAUGGGACGCACCCUCGCGAAUUUCCUCCCUCACGGCCUCUCAGUUCAACCACAGAUCCCUAGUGGCCGCCGCGACGCUUUCGGGAUCGCUUCACGUGUUGCUCACCGGCGCAAUGGACCCUUCGGAGUUCGCGUCGGAGCUUUCGGUGCCCGAGAAGGUGUUGCAUGAUGGAGCCAUUUCUUGUGGGGAUGUGAUGGAUGGUGGGGUUGAGUGUGUCACUGUUGGGGAAGAUGGGAGGGUGAAUGUGGUCAGUUUAGGGGAGGAUCAGCUGAGCUAUAAGAGGAUUUUCGAUAGCAGCGGGCUGGUUUCGUUUACUUCGGCGAAAUGGGCAUCUCCCAGUGAGUUUGCUACCGGAGGGUUUGGGUUUAGUCUGCAGUGGUGGGAUCAGAGAAAGACCGGUGGGGCGGUUUCUCAGUUCAAGGGUGACUGGAAUCAAAGCAAAUCUUCAGGGAUUGUACAUUCCAUAGAUAUUCAUCCAUCGAGAAAGCACACUUGUCUGGCAGGAGGCUCUUUAGGUACUGUAUUUGCCUGGGAUCUUAGAUGGCCACAACAGCCACUUAUACUCUCUGGGGUUGGGUCAGGUGAAGCAACCUGCUCUCCAUGUGAAAGUGAGGUUUGGGAGGUUCAGUAUGACCCCUAUGUGAAGUCUACAAACGUAGGAAGUGGUUCUUCACGUAUUUUACCUACUAUGAUCUGUUCUGAGGACGGAAUUCUUGCUGUUGUUGAACAGGGUGAGGAACCUAUUGAGCUCUCGGCAGAACCUUGUGCAAUCAACAGCUUUGACAUAGACCAGCAGUCUCCAUCAGAUGUGAUCUACAGCCUGGAGUGGGAAUCUAUAGCCAUCUUGACAAGGCCAUGAUAUCGAGGAAUGAACAUGAAGAUUCACAGUUCAAUUUGGAAUCUAUUCUGAAGUUAGCAAUUAAAAAAAAUGGAACGCUGCAAUCACUUGGUGCUGAAAGUUAAUUUUAAUGUACAAACCAAGUUGCUGAAGUUCUGCUGGAAGACAUAGAUAAUUGCUACUCAAGUGAGUAAAUUACGGUUUAUAGUUGCUAGAAUAUCAAGUAGUGAUUCAGUGUUAAUAUGCCCGAUCCCAUGUGAUUGAAACAAGCUUUGUCGAUGUUGUGGUGCUUCAGAUGUUUUAUAGAGAAAUACAUUUUGACCAUUGUUGCAGCAGUUUAAGGCUGUAAAAGUUGAUUCAGGCUCAACAUUGGUCGACAGAAUGCAUGUCAACAAUGAUUCAGUCUGUAAG
Messenger RNA from Fragaria vesca subsp. vesca, 1473 nucleotides. Its product is annotated as nucleoporin Nup43-like. NCBI's taxonomy places the organism in Eukaryota, Viridiplantae, Streptophyta, Magnoliopsida, Rosales, Rosaceae. Gene Ontology annotation, molecular function: protein binding. The coding region runs from base 16 to 1083 and encodes 355 amino acids. Gene Ontology annotation, cellular component: nuclear pore outer ring. The transcript has 5 exons. The record is from RefSeq and is a predicted model, not a curated record.